This is a messenger RNA of Cladophialophora yegresii CBS 114405, 1071 nucleotides long. RefSeq lists its product as uncharacterized. The transcript has a single exon. The coding region runs from base 1 to 1071 and encodes 356 amino acids. Lineage: Eukaryota; Fungi; Ascomycota; Eurotiomycetes; Chaetothyriales; Herpotrichiellaceae. The record is from RefSeq and is a predicted model, not a curated record.
AUGUCGACCGACUUCGGGUUCGAGACCGAAGGGCUUGCCGUCGCGGCUGCCUUCCCGUCCUCCAUCAAGGACCGCACGAUCCUCAUCACAGGCGUCAACAGAAAAGGCAUAGGCUACACCACGGCCGAAUCCUUCGCGUCACAAUCCCCAAAGACGCUCAUCCUGGCCGGCCGCUCUGUGGAAAAGCUGCAAGAAUGUAUCGACGAUCUCAAACGCGCCUCCCCAAACUUAACCAGUGUAGACUAUCGGCCCCUGCAAGUCGAUCUCUCGUCCCAGGCAUCCGUCCGCUCCGCCGCCCAGCAAGUCCUCUCGUGGACCGACAUCCCCACGAUCGACAUGGUCAUCAACAACGCGGGGAUAAUGAACAUCCCGACCCGCACCAUCACGCCCGACGGCCUCGAACUCACCAUGGCGACCAACCACGUCGGGCACUUCCUGCUGACGAACCUCCUCCUGCCCAAGCUCAUCGCCGCAGCCGCAGCCGCAGCCGAGGCCUCUCCCAUCCGGAUCAUCAACCUCGCAAGCAUGGGCGUGAACGUCUCGGGCGUGCGCUUCUCGGACUCUACCUACGAGAAACCGGCCUCGGAGCUAAAGUCCACGCCGGACGAGUACCCCAACAUUGCGAUGAUGCGCGCGUUCGAUUUGCCGGUGGACGACUCGACGACGUAUUUCCCCACGAUCGCCUACGGGGCGAGCAAGACCGCGGCCGUGCUGUUUAGCGUCGCGCUCAACGACAAGUUGUACGCCAAGUACGGCAUCUUGAGCUUCGCGGUCAACCCGGGCGAGAUCCGCACCGAGCUGGGCAGGAAUACAGAGCCGCAGAUGUUGGCGUCCAUGAUGGCCAAGGCCGAGGCGCUCGGCAUGAAAUGGAAGACGCAGCAGCAGGGGUGUAGUACGACUGUGAGGGCGGCGGUGGACCCUUCUCUCGACUUGCCCGCCGAGGACGGGAUGGGUGUGUUCAUGUCGGAUUGCGAACCCAAGCCGGCGCCAGGGUAUGCGACGAAGAAGGAACUGGCUAGAAAGUUAUGGGACGUUAGUGAGGCUUGGACUGGCGAGAAGUUUGAGUGGUAG